AUGGAGAACGAAGAACUCAAUAACCAACUUCCACCACAUCAAGUAGAAGAACAGUUUGAUGAGGUGGCACCACGACGUGAUAGAAUACUCCGUGAUUAUGCAAGGCCAGAUCAUUUUGAAGGAGAAUCAAGUGUGAGGAGACCACCAAUUGCAGCAAACAACUUUGAAAUCCGCACAGGCUUGAUUCAAAACAUUCAACAGUCAUGUCAGUUUACUGGUGAUGCGAGUGAAGAUCCUCACACCCAUCUAAUUGAUUUUCUUGAAUUAGUUGAAACUUGCAGGUAUAAUGGAGUCACAACAGACGCCAUCAGGUUGCGGCUUUUUCCUUUUUCUUUAAAAGGUGAAGCAAAAAUAUGGUUGCGAAGUCUGCCUAGAGGUUCAAUCACUACAUGGGACCAAAUGACUCAGAAAUUUCUUAAUAAAUAUUUUCCACCUGCAAAAACAUUUAAAAUGAAGCAAGAAAUCAAUAAUUUUGUGCAAAUAGACACUGAAUCUGUAUACCAAGCAUGGGAACGAUUAAAAUCAAUGCUAAGAAAAUGCCCACACCAUGGUAUCCAAGAUCCUGACAUUUUAUAUAUUUUCUAUCACGGUCUUAAACCCUCUGCUAGAAAUGUAAUUGAUGCAGCAUCAGGAGGAUCAAUAAUGGGAAAAACUACUACACAAGCAAUGCACUUUCUUAAUGAAAUUUCGGAAAAUGCUGUUCAAUGGCCCUCUGACAGAAUGAUUAUCAAAAAUACGGUAGGAGUAAAUCAAGUUGAAGCUUUGAAUUUAUUGACACAACAAAUUGCGACUUUAACACAAAAAGUGGAGGCUUUUCAGGUAGGUGCUCACUCAUCAUCCCAACUUGAGAAUUGUGAUGUUUGUCAAGGUAAUCAUCCGAAUCAUGAAUGUCAAGCUUCAGCGCAAAAUGAAGAACAGGUAAAUAUGAUUGGUUAUAGAAAUACUUACUCAUUUGGUAGUCCCAUGGCACAAAAACAUCCAGGAUUUCAAUGGAGUAAUCCUGAUGGUGCUGAAAAUCCUCAAAGAUUUUUUAAUCAAAAUCGGCAGGUAAAGGGACCACCUGGUUUUCAAAAUCAAAACAGAGGGCAACAAGAUUUCCAGAAAUAUCAACAACCACCCCAAAGAGCUCAUCAGCAAAGCCUCGAAGACAUAAUGUACAAAUUCAUUAAGGCUACUGAUGAGAAGGUUGAAAGUCAAAGUUCAGCCAUCAAGAAUUUAGAAAUUCAGAUGAGCCAAUUAGCAACCCUCAUGUCUGAACAAAUAAAAGGUGCUCUACCAAGCAACACCGAGAAAAAUCCAAAGGAACACCUCAAAGCCAUCUCUCUGCGGUCAGGUAAAACUCUUGAUGAUCCAUAUGCAGGUAGACAAGGAAAACCACAAGAAUUGGGACAGGUAAAUGAAGGUGAGAAUAAAAGAGACUCUGAACUUCCAAAAGAACAAAAAGAUAAAGGAAAAAAGGUACAAGAAAAUGAAUUGAUGAUAAAUCCUCACUCUGUACCGCUCCCUUUUCCCCAAAAGAUGAAAAGAGAAAAUCUUGACAAACAGUUUUCAAAGUUUCUGGAUAUUUUAAAGCAAUUAAAAUUGGAAGAAGUUUCAGUUGUUAAGCUUACAGAGAAAUGUAGUGCUAUACUUCAAAAUAAGCUUCCACAGAAACUUGGCGAUCCAGGGAGUUUUACAAUUCCUUGUACUGUGGGAGGUGCUCACUUUGAAAAGGCGUUAUGUGAUUCAGGUGCUUCAAUAAAUCUAAUGCCUUUUUCAAUUUUCAGGAAAUUAGAACUUGGUGAAAAAAAGGAUACUGGUGUGUCUCUUCAAUUAGCUGAUCAAAGUACUAAGAAACCAAAAGGAAUUAUUGAAAAUAUCCUUGUCAGAGUGACAAAUUUGUAUUCCCAGUAG
Messenger RNA from Nicotiana attenuata, 1893 nucleotides. RefSeq lists its product as uncharacterized. The record is from RefSeq and is a predicted model, not a curated record. Lineage: Eukaryota; Viridiplantae; Streptophyta; Magnoliopsida; Solanales; Solanaceae. Bases 1 to 1893 code for a protein of 630 amino acids. The transcript has 2 exons.